CGUUCGAAGGCGCUCUCGAACCGGCCAAUCACAUCAUGCCGUUUUCAAGGAGAGUCAACGAGUGUUCCUGUUGACAGCGUUGUUGCUGCGUUUUUGGAAUAUAUAAACAAAAAGAAAGCCCUCCAUCUUUCUGUUUUCGGGGGAGGGGAAAGUUAGCUACACGCCGUCGGACAUGAACAGCGUCGGGGAAGCCUGCACCGACCUGAAGCGGGAGUACGACCAGUGCUUCAACCGCUGGUUCGCCGAGAAGUUCCUAAAGGGGGACCGGAGCGGCGACCCGUGCACCGAGACCUUCCGGAAGUACCAGCGGUGCGUGCAGAAGGCCAUCAAGGAGAAGGACAUCCCGAUCGACGGAGUGGAGUUCAUGGGCCCCAACAAGGACAAGCCCGAGAGCUGAUGGCAGAGAGAAACCCAGGACAGAUACAUUAGUACUGAGAUCACCGGGGGAGCGCGGCCAUGAGGGCCUACUGAGCAUGCGCAGAAGCAGAGGAGCUGUUGGAGCCCUUGUGUGUAAUGUCGUGGAUGGAUUAAGAGAACGUGUGUGAUGUUAGUGCUGAUUUAGACACACGGAACUGAUCCCAGGACAGUUUUUGUUCAACCUGCUGCUUACUGAGCAUGCGCAGAAG
Sander lucioperca (pikeperch) is the source of this 626-nucleotide messenger RNA. RefSeq names its product TP53 regulated inhibitor of apoptosis 1 (gene triap1). The transcript is spliced from 2 exons. Bases 173 to 397 code for a protein of 74 amino acids. Lineage: Eukaryota; Metazoa; Chordata; Actinopteri; Perciformes; Percidae. The record is from RefSeq and is a predicted model, not a curated record.